Aedes aegypti (yellow fever mosquito) is the source of this 806-nucleotide messenger RNA. It is a transcript of the gene Vti1b, whose product is annotated as vesicle transport v-SNARE 12. Gene Ontology annotation, biological process: retrograde transport, endosome to Golgi; regulation of protein localization to plasma membrane; Golgi to vacuole transport. The coding region runs from base 149 to 487 and encodes 112 amino acids. Gene Ontology annotation, molecular function: SNAP receptor activity; SNARE binding. The record is from RefSeq and is a predicted model, not a curated record. NCBI's taxonomy places the organism in Eukaryota, Metazoa, Arthropoda, Insecta, Diptera, Culicidae. The transcript has 2 exons. Gene Ontology annotation, cellular component: late endosome membrane; ER to Golgi transport vesicle membrane; Golgi apparatus.
ACAGUAGGAAAUGUCAAUCCGUACCCGAGUUUGUUUAUUUUGUGCCGAUGACUGUUUCGUUCCUUUGUUUCUCUCGUAAAAAAGUUUUGAUUUCGGCACAAAAGUGAACCAUUUCUAGACGUAAUUAUCGCCACUCCUGCAGCAAAGAAUGGGAGACUACGAUUGGAAUGAACGGAACCGCCAGCAGGUGCUGGAGGGUCGUCAAAUUCUGGAACGCACAUCCGCCAGCCUUGCCCGAUCCAAUCAGAUAGCAAUCGAGACCGAACAGACGGGUCAUGAGGUGAUGUCAGAGCUGGAAGUCCAAAGGGAAUCGUUGCUGCGCAGUCAACGGCGCUUGGAGAACGCCAACGAUGGUCUGUCCAAAUCCAGUGCCAUCCUACGGGCCAUGCACAGGAACGUUUUCUAUAACAAAGUGGUCUUGAUAUUGAUCAUCGUGAUGGAAGCGCUGAUACUGGCCGGUUUACUGUACAUCAAGCUGAGCCACUGAGACCUCGGGUAGGACGAGUAGAAUAAUCUUCAUCAAGUUGAAAAACAUUCCCCUGCCUUGGUAUUAUGCUAUAUGUAUUAAUGGUUACGACAAAUGGCCUGCGGUUCAUCAAGAGGAGAGGAUUGGCAGUUUGAUCAUUCUUGGAUACAAAAUUCGUCAUUGUGGAAUAAAUUGCAUGAUAAAUUCGAUUUAAACUUCAAACUAAAGCGUUUUCGGAGAACUGGGGAUAUUCAACUAAUCAGGUUGAUGUCUUGUGAUCAAUCACAAAUCAAAGUGUUAUAUAAUAAAAAUACAGUUAACUCCAACUUUAAACCUUAAA